AUCAUUAGAUUUAAUAAAUUUCAAUAUUAUUAAUUUGAAUAAAUUUUAUAAAUAUUUUGAUUAGGUAGUGUUAAAAGUGAGUCAGCAUUAUACACUCUUGAACAAAACGUAUAGAAGAAUAUCAAUAUCGUAAAAAAAUGGGUGCCGAAACUAAUACUGAAAAGAAAAUUCCAAAUUUAGCUAAAUUUGCAUUAGGUGGAACAGCCGGAAUGAUGGCUACCUGUGUAGUGCAACCUCUUGAUUUAAUAAAAAAUCGUAUGCAAAUCGGGGAAUAUAAAACAUCUGGAGCAGCUGUAAAAGGUGUUAUUGCUAAAGAAGGGCCACUUGCCUUAUACAAAGGUUUAUCAGCAGGGUUACUCCGACAAGCCACCUAUACGACCACAAGAUUAGGAAUUUACACAUAUUUAAUCGAACGAUUUGCAUCGCAGCCUGGUCAAAAUCAAAGUUUUGCUGUAAAAGCUGCGUUUGGUAUGCUAGCAGGUGCUGCUGGUGCAUUUGUUGGCACACCGGCAGAGGUUGCUUUAAUACGAAUGACAUCUGAUGGUAGAUUACCACCAGCUGAACGUCGUAAUUAUAAGAAUGUGUUUAAUGCAUUGACACGAAUAACUACUGAAGAAGGUGUUACCACUUUAUGGCGUGGUGCAGUUCCAACAAUUGGUCGUGCUGUUGUUGUUAAUGCUGCCCAAUUAGCUUCUUACAGUCAGGCAAAAGAAAUGCUGAUGACUACUGGAUACUUUAAGGAAAAUAUUAUGCUUCAUUUUUGCGCAUCUAUGAUUUCUGGCUUAAUAACAACAAUGGCUUCAAUGCCUGUAGAUAUUGUUAAAACUAGAAUUCAAAAUAUGAGAACAAUAGACGGUAAACCAGAAUUUUCUGGUGUAUUGGAUGUGGUUGGAAAAUUAAUGAAAAACGAAGGUGUAUUUGCAUUAUGGAAAGGUUUCUUACCAUAUUAUACACGUUUGGGUCCACAUACUGUCCUAACAUUCAUUUGUCUAGAAGAAUUGAAUCGUUUAUAUAAAAAAUAUUUAUAAAAAUAUUUAAAAAAAAGAAAAUGUAGCCAUCAAAAGUCGUGUAUAUUUAUGGGUUGAUUUCAAUAAGUGCAAUAUAGCAAAAUUUGGGACAUGUUUUAUAACAGGAAUUUCUACGUUUGUUUAUGUUAUUUGUGGUAUGGAAAAUUUUCUUUUUAAUUUUUUUAAUUUCUUAGCAUUUAAAAACUCUAAUUCGUUUGAGGUCAUAUAUACUGUAAGAAAUGAAGCAUUUAAGGCUGUAAUUCUAUAGAACAAUAUGAUUUUUUAUGGGACUCAGCUCAAAAUGUUCGUAUGAGUGUGCAGAACAAAAUUCAUAUUGAUUAGAAAGUGUGCUUUUAAUACGAUCACACACGCGCUCGUACGAACAUUUUGAGUGGGCCUCCAUAAAAAGUCAUACUGGCAACCUUUUGAUCUUUUUUCCGGCUUUAUUUCUUACGGUAAUAACAACAUGCGAAGCUUGCAAAUUUUUUAACAAAUUUUUUUUUUUAAUUGAACGUAUAUUUUUCCUAAUUAUGCUUGUAGGUAAAUCGAAGCCAAAAAUACAAAUUGUUUUUCAUACUGCCAAAUAAUAUACGUUCGUUUAAACUCCAAAAAAUAUAUAUAUUAUAUU
Chrysoperla carnea is the source of this 1635-nucleotide messenger RNA. Its product is annotated as mitochondrial 2-oxoglutarate/malate carrier protein-like. Bases 138 to 1028 code for a protein of 296 amino acids. NCBI's taxonomy places the organism in Eukaryota, Metazoa, Arthropoda, Insecta, Neuroptera, Chrysopidae. Gene Ontology annotation, biological process: succinate transmembrane transport; oxaloacetate transport; thiosulfate transport. Gene Ontology annotation, molecular function: sulfate transmembrane transporter activity; succinate transmembrane transporter activity; thiosulfate transmembrane transporter activity. The record is from RefSeq and is a predicted model, not a curated record. The transcript has 5 exons.